Sinocyclocheilus anshuiensis is the source of this 645-nucleotide messenger RNA. Its product is annotated as G2/M phase-specific E3 ubiquitin-protein ligase-like. NCBI's taxonomy places the organism in Eukaryota, Metazoa, Chordata, Actinopteri, Cypriniformes, Cyprinidae. The record is from RefSeq and is a predicted model, not a curated record. The coding region runs from base 1 to 645 and encodes 214 amino acids. Gene Ontology annotation, molecular function: ubiquitin-protein transferase activity. The transcript is spliced from 5 exons.
AUGGAUUUGAGGAUGGACAAGGAAGAUCAAGACAGAGAACUUGUUGCAUUCUACAAACAAAACGGCAUAGAAUGGGCAAGCCCUGUGAAGUGCAGACUCCAAGGGGAUGCUGCCAUUGGUGAGGGAGUAACCAGACAUUUCUUGUCUACUGUUAUACAGAGGCUUCAGCAUGGAUUUAAUUUUAACAUGGGAAAUACUGCAAGGACCUGUCGCUUUGACGGUGAACCAGGUCAUCUUGUUCCAUCAUCAUCACAAUUUCUCGUAGAGAGUGAUCUGUUCCUUGUUGCAGGACGAAUGAUUGGACAUUCUUUCCUACAUGGUGGACCUCGGCUGGCUGGAGUCAGCCAAGCAAUAGUCCAUGUACUACUAGGAGGUUCACCUGAGACUGCUACAGUGCAAAUAGAAGACUGUCCUGACCAUGAUAUUCGUGAAACCAUAAAACUGCUUGAUGGAGAGGCUGAACUCACUAGCAGUGAAUAUCAAGCUGUCCUUGACCUGAGUCUUGCGUGGGAUCUUCCUGGCCCAACCAAAGAAAACCGGAAGUGGCUUUUUGAGCGCCUUUUAUCAUAUGCGGUCAUUGGAAGGAGAUUACGGCAGGUGAAACAAAUACGUAAAGGACUCAAAGAAACCAGUGUAUGUGUCUAG